AUGAAACUGGAUGACACGGAGGCUGUCCUUGCUUUUCUCCUGGCUCUCUUCCCUCGCCGCUUCUGCAAUCGUGACGCCGUCACUGACUGUGGUUCUCCAAAUCUGACGAUCGUCAGCCGCUGCCUCCCAGGUGUUAGGGUCCUGCCUCAGGAUGACCCAAGGCAACACGGCGUAGGCUUCGCUGUGAAGAACUCACUGAUACCAGUCAUUGAACCACCAACUGGCCGAUCUGAGAGAAUCCUACCAUUGGGCCUCUCAACAUCUACAGGCCGUCAGGGCAUAGGCAAGAUGAAUGAGAAUGGACAGCGGCUGCUGGAACUGUGCUGCCACCACGGACUAUGCGUCACGAACACCUACUUCAAGUGCAAAGAACGCCACAAAGUCUCUUGGACACACAACCGUUCUCGACACUGGCACCAGCUCGACGUUGUCAUCACCAGGCGUGCAAACCUAAGGAUCGUUCUUCACACUCGGAGCUUUCACAGCGCAGACUGCGACACGAACCACUCCCUAGUAGGCUGCAAAGUGAGACUGAUAACCAAGAAAAUAUGCCGCUCCAAAACCAAGGGCCUCCCUCGCAUCAACACCUGA
This is a messenger RNA of Acanthosepion pharaonis, 591 nucleotides long. The record is from the annotation of a GenBank genome assembly. NCBI's taxonomy places the organism in Eukaryota, Metazoa, Mollusca, Cephalopoda, Sepiida, Sepiidae.